Molecule: messenger RNA, 3064 nt
Organism: Phasianus colchicus (ring-necked pheasant)
Lineage: Eukaryota; Metazoa; Chordata; Aves; Galliformes; Phasianidae
Gene: CRYM
Product: crystallin mu
Biological process (GO): thyroid hormone metabolic process
Cellular component (GO): cytoplasm
Molecular function (GO): thyroid hormone binding
Source: RefSeq, a predicted model, not a curated record
UACCGUGCGAGGAGGACAAGAUGGCCGAUCCACGGGGAGGACUCCGCCUUCCCGGCGUGCCCCGCGCCGCGCGGCGCUCUAGCACUGCGGCGCCGGGACUCUACUACUCCGGGAAGGGCGGGGCCGUGGGCGGGGCAGCCGGGCGGUAUUUAUUGCGGGACGGCCGCACGGCGCUGCGUGCGGAGCUGGGUCGGUUCGCCAUGAGCUCGGCGCCGCCCGUCUUCAUCGGCUCCGCGGAGGUGGAGCGGCUGCUGCCCCGUGCCAGCCUGCUGCUGCCGGGGCUGGAGGCCGCGCUGCGCAACUUCUCGGCGGGCGCGGCGGGCGGGGUGGAGCAGCCGCUGCGAGCCGUGGUGCCCGUACGGCCGCACGGGGGGUUCCUGGGGGUGAUGCCCGCGUACAGCGCCGCGGACGACGCGCUGACCACCAAGCUGGUGACGUUCUACGAACGCCGCGGGGACUCCGCCGCGCCGUCCCACCGAGCCACCGUUCUGCUCUUCGACCCCCGCUGCGGCUCCCUGCGAGCGGUCCUGGAUGGCUCCGUCAUCACGGCGAAGCGCACGGCGGCGGUUUCUGCCAUAGCUACGAAGCUGCUAAUGCCGAGAUCUGCAGAAGUGCUGUGCAUCUUGGGAGCUGGUGUCCAAGCACGCAGCCACUACGAGAUCUUCACGGAGCUGUUCCCAUUUACGGAGGUCCGGCUGUGGAAUCGCAGCGAGCAGCGCGCGGUGAGGCUGGCGAGCUCCGUGGGCGGCGCGGUGCGGGUCUGCGGCACGGCCCGGGAGGCGGUGCUGGGGGCCGAUGUGAUCGUAACGGUCACCAUGGCGACGACGCCCAUUCUGUUCGGAGACUGGGUGAAGCCGGGAGCCCACAUCAACGCGGUCGGAGCAAGCAGGCCGGACUGGAGGGAGCUGGACGAUGCGCUGAUGAAGAGCUCUGUUCUGGUUGUGGAUUCCAGAGAGGCAGCGCUGACGGAGUCAGGCGAUGUCAUUCUGUCCGGGGCAGAGAUUUUUGCUGAGCUGGGGGAGGUGCUGAAGGGUACAAAACCAGCGCUGCCUGAGAAAACCACGGUCUUCAAGUCCCUGGGGAUGGCAGUUGAAGAUACUGUAGCUGCAAAGUUUGUGUAUGAUGCAUGGUCAGCUGGAAAAUGAAGAGAGCUCUGCAGUGCCAGCAAGGCCAUGAAGUAUCAGCAGAUCACUUGCACUUGGUUCCCUUGCAUUUCUGGUUAACAAGAUGGGCAGCAAUCCCACCUGAAUGCAGCUUUCAAGAACGAAAACUAACACUUCAUGGGACUUGCUGCUGUUUUCUGUAGCUGUUAGGUACCUGCAGCACUGCUAGCAAAUGUCUCAUACAGUGUGUGGGUGGAUGACAGCACUUACACUAACAGGGUGUUCUCGCACGCUUUGCUAUGUCCUCCCUCGUUAUUUAUGGUGUGGCAGUCCAGGGCACGAUCUCAUGCUUUAGCAGGCUCGUUCCCACUGGGGUAGCAGGCAGUUUGGAGACUGGAGUUCCACAUGUGGAGCUGUGAUGGUCUCAGUGCAGUGCUGGCUGUGAGCAGCUCCUCAGCCCUACGGGGAGCAGAGCCGCUCCGUUCCGCUGGGAUCAGCCCCCAGCAGUGUCCCAUUUCCUGCCCCACACCUCACUGGUUUUCAUUUAGGAGCACAUUCCCCAGCAGGACCUGCAUACAAAGCCGUGCCUUCCCUGCUAGGGAAAAAGGUAGGCUUUGUCAUAGGAAACCUGGCUCAGGCAGGCUGAAACUGUACUGAAUCCCUCUUUUGCUGCUUUCCUGCCUGUGGUUUUGCCUUUUUCGUGUUGGAGGGACUCACCCAAAAUGUCAGUGCUGAAAAUGUGCUUUGAUUUAGUGUUUCCUUUUGUUAGUUGGGAGAUUUCCUUAGUCACCUAUGGUGUAUGCAAGCUGUUCUCAAAGCAUCUUGGUGGCUGGAACAGCACUGGCUGAUUUUGGCUGGUAGGACUUGGAGUGCUCAGGAAAAUGGGUUCCACCUGGCUGUGCUGUGUGUUUGUAAAAGUUCUUAUCCCAGCGGGUCCGUGCUGGGGCAGGAAUGUCUGUGGUCCUCCCUUGCAGCAGAGCUGGGAAUGCUCUGCAGAAGGAGGGGUUCCCAUUCUGUGUGGUUACGUGAUGGCUGCACAGCGGGCUGGGCAGUGGCUGGGAGCAGCCUUGGUGUGCGUGCAGCCCCUGUGUCACACUGCAGUGUCUGCAAGCUUCAUUUCCCCUGGGUCGGUCUGCACUUCCCGUGGGCCGGUCUGCCUGCCUGCGCUCGGGGAGGAGCGGGUGGGGGUCGGAAGACUCAGGGCGGAGGGGGAGGAGGCUGUGAGCUUUGCACAUGGGCACCUCGUUGGCAAAUAGGUACGUGUGGAAGGGGUGAGUGAGGACGGUGUCAGCGCUGCACGUGGCGUUCAGAACCGUGAGUUCAGGGCAGCGGGAAGGCGGGGAGCAGCGGUGUGCAUCGCGCGGUUCAGCGCGGUGGGCUGAGGGGGAGGGGGGAUGUGUUUGUGUGGGUAAAGGUGGGACUCGGCUGCUUUUGCUGCUGUCAGCGGAAAUGAGGACAGAUUUCUCCCCCCAGCUCUGUGUGGUGAUGGUGGCAGCGUCACCCCUGUGUUUUUAGAGUGCUUUUUUCUUUGUGUCAUUUGCGAAGUGCUGAGAAGUGUGUCCGGGCUGUGACGGCCGUGGGCACCGCGGGGCAUCCGUGGGAGCCGCGGCUCCGUGCGGGCGGCGCUGCGGGCUGGGUGCAGCGCGCUGCCCGCGACGGCGCACAGUUCAUCCCGCCGGUUCUCUGCUACGGACGGCAUCUCAGAGCAGCAGGCGGCGCGGAGCGGCGCUCACGGCGUCUGUCGGCGGUGGGAGCCGCUGUGAGCCGGACCUGAAACCACUGGGCUUCCCGCUGCCCCGGGGGAGCCGGGCUGCUCGGCACAGUGGGAGCACUUGGGUGUCUUCUCCAGGUCUUCGGAGAGCUAAGAACAGGGCGCGCUGCUCUGCUUCCUCCUCUUACCAAUUAAGAGUCAAGAGUUGUUGCAACUCUCAUCUAUGUUAAAAUAAAUAGCUCCUGUUCGA